This is a messenger RNA of Gavialis gangeticus (Gharial), 6949 nucleotides long. It is a transcript of the gene ZSWIM8, whose product is annotated as zinc finger SWIM-type containing 8. Gene Ontology annotation, cellular component: Cul2-RING ubiquitin ligase complex. The coding region runs from base 671 to 6142 and encodes 1823 amino acids. NCBI's taxonomy places the organism in Eukaryota, Metazoa, Chordata, Crocodylia, Gavialidae. Gene Ontology annotation, molecular function: zinc ion binding. The record is from RefSeq and is a predicted model, not a curated record. The transcript is spliced from 26 exons.
CGGCCGCCUCGGCCUCAGCCUCCCUUGCUGCUGCCCCGGGCCCGGCUCGGCCCGGCCCCGCAGCGCUUGGGCACCACUUGCCCCGGCACUUGGCCGUCGUGCGAGCGAGGGGCAGGUCCGGGCCCUUCCCCCGGCGGCAGGAGGAAGAGCGGGUGCACAGCGCUGCAUCUCCGUCUCUUCUACACUUAAAGCGAGAGCAAAGCACAACCUCAGGGAGCCCCGCCCCGCCCCGCAGGAGCCGGUUUGAGUCCAAGUGAGCCUUCAAGGAAACCGCUCCCCCCGCCCCCAGGUCCCUGGCACGGGGAGACCUCGGACUUGCUCUGUGUGAGUGUUGGGCGCGCACCUGUGCCUCAGCUGGGAGUAUUUCUCAAGAGACCUGCCGGAGCCUCGAGCCACUCAUGUGGACACAUCCACCAUUUUUAAACUUUUUAAGGACGGUGCUGUGCUGUCUCUGGGAUUUUUAGACGUUUCCCUUUUUGUGUCACUCUUCUGCCUCCCCAUUUCACCCAGCCAUUGCUCUGGUUUCUCUUCCCCCCCCCUCCCCCCCACUUGUAGUAGGGGGCCUGAACAGAGCUGAUAUUUUUAAGUACCAGGAGAAGCUGCCCUGGAGCCGUGUCCAUCUGCCUGAGUGAACAGGUCCGUCUUUCUUUCCUUGUGGCUGUUGGAUGUGAUGGAACUCAUGUUUGCGGAGUGGGAGGACGGGGAAAGGUUUUCAUUUGAAGACUCUGACCGCUUUGAGGAGGACUCUCUUUGUUCCUUCAUCUCGGAGGCCGAGAGCCUUUGCCAGAACUGGAGAGGAUGGAGGAAGCAGUCAGCUGGACCCAACUCGCCCACUGUCAAAAUGAAAGAUGGGCUGGUGAUCCCAUUGGUGGAGUUGUCUGCAAAGCAGGUAGCAUUUCACAUUCCAUUUGAGGUGGUGGAGAAAGUCUACCCACCAGUGCCUGAACAGCUGCAGCUUCGGAUCGCCUUCUGGAGCUUCCCAGAGAAUGAGGAGGAUAUCAGAUUGUACUCCUGCUUGGCGAAUGGCAGUGCGGAUGAAUUCCAGCGGGGGGAGCAACUGUUUCGAAUGAGGGCUGUCAAAGACCCUCUCCAGAUAGGUUUCCAUCUGAGUGCUACAGUGGUACCUCCACAGAUGGUUCCACCAAAAGGUGCAUACAACGUGGCGGUGAUGUUUGACCGAUGUAGGAUCACCUCGUGCAGCUGUACCUGCGGAGCUGGGGCCAAGUGGUGUGCCCAUGUCGUGGCCCUCUGUCUCUUCCGGAUUCACAAUGCAUCGGCAGUAUGCUUACGAGCACCUGUUUCAGAGUCCUUGUCUCGACUGCAGAGAGAUCAGCUGCAGAAAUUUGCUCAGUACUUAAUCAGUGAACUCCCACAACAGAUUCUUCCAACUGCUCAGCGUUUGCUGGAUGAGUUGCUGUCUUCUCAGUCCACUGCCAUCAACACAGUGUGUGGAGCCCCAGAUCCCACUGCUGGUCCCUCAGCCUCAGAUCAAAGCACCUGGUACCUAGAUGAAUCUACUCUGAGUGACAACAUAAAGAAAACCCUUCACAAAUUCUGUGGGCCCUCUCCUGUUGUUUUCAGUGAUGUGAACUCUAUGUACCUCUCUUCCACGGAGCCACCAGCUGCUGCUGAAUGGGCGUGUCUCCUUCGUCCCCUGAGAGGGAGAGAGCCCGAGGGGAUCUGGAAUCUGCUGUCCAUUGUCCGAGAGAUGUUUAAGAGGCGAGAUAGCAAUGCAGCCCCUCUGCUGGAGAUCCUAACUGACCAGUGUCUGACUUAUGAGCAGAUAACUGGUUGGUGGUACAGUGUGCGAACAUCUGCAUCUCACAGUAGUGCCAGUGGGCAUACUGGGCGCAGUAAUGGCCAGUCUGAGGUGGCUGCUCAUGCCUGUGCCAGUAUGUGUGAUGAGAUGGUGGUCCUCUGGAGGCUGGCUGUUCUAGAUCCAACCAUCAGCCCACAGAGGCGCAGGGACCUUUGCACCCAGCUCAGACAGUGGCAGCUGAAGGUCAUAGAUAACGUCAAGAGAGGACAGCACAAGAAAUCCCUGGAGAAACUCUUCCAGGGUUUCAAGCCAGCUGUUGAAGCUUGUUACUUCAACUGGGAGGAGGCGUAUCCCAUCCCUGGGAUUACCUACAGCAGCACUGACAAGAAGAACUCAUUCUGUUGGGUAAAGGCCAUUCAACAAAGGAACUGCCGGUUGCAGUGUGUGGAAACCACCUGUGAGGCUGGUAGAACCCCUGGACAGGAAUCUGGAGGAAUGUGUCUGCAGCCAGGGGACAGAACCCGUCCGUCUUCUCAAGAACCAGCUGUCCGUCCGAAGGAGCUCAUUGGGAAGAGGAAACUGGUCUCUGAUGCUCCUCAGAGGGUUUUAAGGCGACUUUCUGCAGAAGGAGAUAAAGCAGUUUAUAAGACAACAGUGGGCAAAGCCAAGCUGCCAGUAGGGAAAAGCUUGGCCAGUAAGCAUAGUGGGAAACGACGCAUGAGCAGCGAAGACAGCUCUCUGGAGCCGGAUUUGGCAGAGAUGAGCCUGGAUGACAGCAGCUUAGCUCUGGGAGCAGAGGCCAGCAAUACAUUUAGUUUCACUGAGAGCUCCCUGAGCAGGAGUUACAGGGACACUUUUGAGGAUGACGGUGGUGUGUACUUCUCUGAGGGACCUGAGCCCAGCAUCAGGAGUACUCCCACUGCCAAGAAAACUCCAAAGGAUCCUGUGGGAGAAAUGGGCAGUGGGGAUGAUGAUCUGCCUUCUGCAGAUGAGAACAGCGGUGGUGCAAGUUUGAAGCCAGAAGAAGUGGGAGAGAAUGGUGCAGCUGGGGGAGGGGAUGAAGGGGAGGAGGAAGAUGAUUACCAGGUGUACUAUAUGAAUCCACAGGAGGUGGCCAAGGAGGAGGAUGACAAGGCAGAGGUAGGCAAUGAAGAGGAGCAGGAUGUCUUUGCGGGCAUAAAGCCACUGGAACAGGAAAACCGAAUGGAGAUCCUCUUUGCCUGUGCAGAGGCACUCUAUGCACAUGGAUACAGUAACGAAGCCUGCCGCUUAACUGUAGAGCUGGCCAGGGACCUACUGGCCAACCCUCCUGAUCUCAAGGUGGAGCAGCCACCAACCAAGGGGAAGAAGAACAAGGUGUCAACCAGCAAGCAGACAUGGAUGGCAACUAACACCCUGUCCAAAGCUGCUUUCCUGCUAACUGUGCUGAGUGAGCGUCUGGAGUAUCACAACCUUGCCUUCCGCAUCGGCAUGUUUGCCCUGGAGCUACAGAGGCCACCAGCCUCUACCAAAGCCCUGGAGGUGAAGCUGGCAUACCAGGAGUCUGAGAUUGUGGCCUUGUUAAAGAAGAUCCCCUUGGGCACUAAUGAGAUGAACACUAUUCGAGGAAGGGCUGAAGAGCUGAGGGAGGGAACCUUGUGUGAUUAUCGCCCUGUCCUGCCACUCAUGUUGGCCAGCUUUAUAUUUGAUGUCCUGUGCACUCCAGUGGUUUCUCCUACAGGGUCCAGGCCCCCAAGCCGUAAUUGGAAUAAUGAAAUGCCUGGGGACGAAGAGCUUGGUUUUGAGGCAGCUGUCGCUGCUCUAGGUAUGAAGACAACUGUCAGUGAAGCAGAGCAUCCGCUGCUAUGUGAAGGCACUCGCAGGGAGAAAGGUGAUCUGGCUCUAGCUCUGAUGAUCACUUACAAGGACGACCAGUCUAAACUCAAAAAGAUUUUAGACAAACUGCUAGACAGAGAGAGCCAAACGCACAAGCCCCAGACGCUGAGUUCCUUCUACUCUUCCAGCAAGCCCACAGUAGCCAAUCAGAAAUCUCCUUCCAAACAUGCUGCCCAAUCCACUACAGCAAUCCAGCAGCUUCCAGGGACUUCAGUCACACAGCAAGCAGGUGUAACUGCUGCAGUCCAGAGCAGUCCUUCUGAAAGCUUUGUGGAGAAGAGUGCACAGGAGAGCUCUCAGAGGUCCCCUUGUGAGCCAGCUGGGGAGUCCAGUGUCUUGAAACAAGAGGGGAAGGUCCCUAGUCGUCUGGCUCUUGGAAGCAGAGGUGGAUACAAUGGAAGAUGCUGGGGCUCACCUGUCCGACAGAAAAAGAAACACACAGGCAUGGCCAGCAUUGACAGCAGUGCUCCCGAAACGACCUCUGACAGCUCUCCAACCCUCAGUCGGCGGCCACUGCGAGGGGGCUGGGCAGCUACCUCCUGGGGCAGAGGGCAGGACAGUGACAGCAUCAGCAGCUCUUCAAGUGACUCGCUGGGUUCAUCAUCCUCUAGUGGCAGCAGGAGAGCCAGUGGUGGAGCACGUGCAAAGACCGUGGAAGUUGGCAGGUACAAGGGGCGGCGGCCAGAGAGCCAUGCGCCUCAUGUCCCAAACCAGCCUUCGGAGGCAGCUGCUCACUUCUACUUUGAACUGGCCAAGACUGUCCUUAUCAAGGCAGGUGGAAACAGCAGCACAUCCAUCUUCACCCACCCAUCCUCCAGUGGUGGGCACCAGGGGCCCCACCGCAACCUCCACCUCUGCGCCUUUGAGAUUGGGCUCUAUGCACUGGGGCUGCACAACUUUGUCUCCCCCAACUGGCUCUCUCGAACCUACUCCUCCCACGUCUCGUGGAUCACAGGGCAGGCCAUGGAGAUUGGCAGUGCAGCCUUGAACAUCCUGGUGGAAUGCUGGGAUGGACACUUGACUCCUCCAGAGGUGGCCUCAUUGGCAGACAGGGCCUCAAGAGCCAGGGACUCCAACAUGGUGCGAGCAGCUGCUGAACUUGCACUAAGUUGUCUGCCUCAUGCUCAUGCCCUGAACCCAAACGAGAUCCAGAGGGCCCUGGUGCAGUGCAAGGAGCAGGAUAACUUGAUGCUGGAAAAGGCCUGCAUGGCUGUGGAAGAGGCAGCCAAAGGAGGUGGGGUGUACCCAGAAGUCCUGUUUGAAGUGGCACACCAGUGGUACUGGCUUUAUGAACAGACUGUAGGUGGGACCCCAGCGCAGAGGGAAGGAGCUACUGGCUGCAGUGCUAGUGGUGCCCGGGCAGCCUCUGAAGCAGCACGUGGGUUGACUGACAACAGAGUGACCUCUGAACCGACCACAGUGACAGUGGCAGCUGCUGUGACGGCAGCAGCAACAGUGGUGCCAGUGAUCUCUGUGGGGUCGACCAUGUACCAGCAGCAUACGAUGGCAGGGCCAGCAAUGGCGCAUGCACACACACAAGGCCUCCACCCUUACACUACUCUCCAAACCCACAUACCCUGUAACCCCCAAUAUAUUGGACAUCCUAUUCAGCACAUGCCACGCCCAGCAGUCUUCCCUGUGCCUGGCUCAGCAUACCCCCAGGGUGUCCACCCAGCAUUUAUAGGUGCACAAUAUCCUUACUCGGUAACAACGCCAUCUUUGGCAGCUACGGCAGUGUCGUUCCCAGGGGUGCCAGUCCCAUCCAUGACGCAGAUCGCUGUGCAUCCAUACCACACUGAGACAGGACUGUCACUGUCUUCCAAUGUAGCGAUAGGAAGUGUCCAUGCGGGGUCAACCUUCCCAGCAAUUCAAGGGGCUUCUUUGACGGCUCUGUCCUCCCAGCCCAACUCCCUUGUUACAGGGGGCUUUCCUGCCGAGGAUGAACAACACAGCCAACCUGUGAGCCCUCAGGGCCUGCACUACCUCCACUCUGCCUACCGAGUUGGAAUGCUGGCACUGGAGAUGCUUGGUCGUAGAGCUCACAACGAUCAUCCCAACAACUUUUCCCGCAGUCCGCCGUACACAGAGGAUGUGAAAUGGCUCCUGGGAUUAGCUGCCAAGCUAGGUGUCAACUAUGUGCAUCAGUUCUGUGUUGGUGCAGCCAAGGGCGUGCUGAGCCCUUUUGUGCUGCAGGAGAUCAUCAUGGAAGCUCUGCAGAGGCUCAACCCUGCCCAUGUCCACAAUCAUCUGCGCACUCCAGCCUUCCACCAGCUGGUACAAAGGUGCCAGCAAGCAUACAUGCAGUACAUUCACCACCGGUUGAUCCACCUCACUCCAGCUGACUAUGAUGACUUUGUGAAUGCCAUCCGCAGCGCCAGAAGCGCCUUCUGCCUGACGCCCAUGGGCAUGAUGCAGUUCAAUGACAUCCUCCAGAAUCUAAAGCGGAGCAAGCAGACCAAGGAGCUGUGGCAAAGGGUCUCUCUGGAAAUGACGACCUUCUCGCCAUGAUGGCUGGCAGAGCCCUAUGGACCUGCAGCUCUCAGCCCUGGUUUAGCUUUAGUUCCGUUCACACCAUCCUUCCUUAUGGUGUUGUUUUUUUUUUUAUUUUAGUUUUAAAUUGUUGGCAACCACUGAUCUGGUGUAUUUAUACCAUGACAUUCCUCUGGCACCGCGGCACAUCAGCACUCUGCUUCGCCUGCUCACUCUUCCUCCUCCCCAGUGGGCCAUGGGCCUUGAAAGCACGAGGGAGUAAGGAAGUGAAGCUGGCUGCCCUGUGCCCCAGAGGCUGCCCCACGAGCGGCGCGCAGUGUUUGCGUGUGAGGGGUGGGGGGAGUCUGUCUUCAAAUAUUUAUUUUGGCAUUUAUAAAUAUGUAAACUUUUUUUAUGGGCUUCUCUUCCUUCAUAGGCUGCCUCCCAUCAGGAGAGGCUGGGACUGCUAUCUGCACAGCUAGUGCUCCCGUGCCGUUCUCUUCAGCAUCUCCUGCUGAGAGAGGCUGAGGUUGGAGUGGCAGGGAGCUCCUUUCUGCUAGAGCUGCCUUCAAGUCUCCACAGCAGCUGCUGUUGGAAGAAGCAGGGGCUUGGACAGGCUUGCUCCAGGACUGUGUUCGGCCGCCUGGAGGAUUUGUUGAAGUGCUUGGGCUCUUUCCCAGGAGUGUUCCCCCCGGGGCACUGCUGGGUCCGUAGGAUGUUCUGAUCCUGGUCGUUUUGAGUUGUACAAUCGUGUUCCUUUUGGCUGGGGUACUGCUCUCCUGUAAUUGAUUUCUUAUCCCUUGUCUCUUCUCGUUUCCUGAUUAAACACUUGUUUUCUUAGACAGA